ACUAUCACACAAAUGUGACUGGUGUUAAAGAGUUGAGCUUGAUAUGUCAAGCUCUAUCUUUCUCUAUGGAAUUCAUUCAUUCAUUCAUUCAUAUCUACUCUCCAACUCCACCUCUCAAAAUAUCAAAAGGACUACUCUAUAAAUAGAUAUAUUCUGUAGCAUAGAGAUGGAUACAGGCAGGGGCAACCAGAGAACAUACUAUAAUACAAGGAUGGAAUUGGGUGGUGGAUUUGUUUUGUGCGCGGUGCUGCUGGCCGCGGUGGCUGAGCUCGUGGGAAGAGCUACCGCGGCCACCUAUGUUGUCGGAGAUAAUCUAGGAUGGAAUGUCCCUAGUAGCGUCGAUGAGUACUCCAGUUGGGCUAGUCGCCAUGUUUUUACGCCUGGGGAUGUUCUAAUGUUCAAUUUCGUGACAGGGGAACAUGAUGUGGCUGAAGUGAGAAAGGCAGCAUACGAUGAGUGUAGCUCCAACGACCCCAUCCUGCUGUCUACCGUCGGGCCGUGGAACACUACUCUCAACUCCACCGGAGAACACUACUACAUUUGUACCUUUGGCAGGCACUGCUCCUUGGCCCAGAAGUUGGCUAUCAACGUCACUGCCCCCUCUCCGACACCGCCUCCUUCCCCCCCUAUGCUCCCAACCCCAACCCCAACCCCAACCCCGGCCUCUACACCACCAAUGUCAGGAUCACCAUCUCCGAUUCCACCACCAACACAGAUGCCAAGAUCACCAUCUCCGACUCCGUCACCAACACCAAUGUCAGGAUCACCAUCUCCGACUCCAUCACUGAUGGGAUACGAACUAAACAACUAAACAAUAAUUGCGAGCCCAAUAGCAGUGACGGCCCAUCAGCCCAAAACCCAAGAAAGAGUAUCAGUUCGGCACAACCAAAGAGUUCGGUCACAGCCUAU
This is a messenger RNA of Salvia splendens (bonfire salvia), 909 nucleotides long. RefSeq names its product cucumber peeling cupredoxin-like. The record is from RefSeq and is a predicted model, not a curated record. The transcript is spliced from 2 exons. Lineage: Eukaryota; Viridiplantae; Streptophyta; Magnoliopsida; Lamiales; Lamiaceae. Bases 167 to 811 code for a protein of 214 amino acids. Gene Ontology annotation, molecular function: electron transfer activity. Gene Ontology annotation, cellular component: plasma membrane.